AUGUCGCUGCUUUUGUUUGUGAUAUUUCUGCUUCUUGUGACAUAUAAACUAUACAGAUUUGCUUAUGACAAACCGCCUGAUACACCUCCAGGUAUUAUCAGACUUCCAAUAGGAGGAGCUUACUGGUUGUUGUUAUGGGGAAACUACAAAUUUCCGUACUUGACCAUUGACUAUUAUGUGAAGAAAUUGAAGUCAAAAAUUAUUAGCUGCUACAUGGGUAAUGACUUCGUGAUAAUAGUCAACGAUUACCAGAACAUAAAGGAAGUACUCGCAAGAGAGGAAUUUGAUGGCCGAGUUAGCGUGCAAACUAUUAGAGAUCGAGCUUUCGGAAAGAAUUUAGGUAUAUUUUUCAUCGACGGCUUGAAAUGGCACGAACAGAGGAGAUUCGCCCUUCGUUAUAUGCGCGAUUUCGGAUUUGGUCGACGCCAGGAAAAGCUCGAGACCGAGAUCAUGGAUGAAAUGUCUCUACUCAUCGACAUUUUGAAAAACGGGCCCAUUUACGAAGGAGAAAAGGAGAUAUUAAAAGGCAACUUGGCAUUCUUUCCGGACAUUUUGUAUGCAUCGUCAGCUAACAAUAUAUGGAAUGUUAUGUUCGGCUACAGAUUCGAUAGAAGCGAACAUGAUAUUUCGCGACAACUCUGUCGUGCGGCUGUGAAGAUGCAAAGAGGAAAUGAUACAACUGGCGGUGCCAUUUUCCAGAUGCCAUUCUUGAAACACUUUGGUAAUAUGUUCGGAUACAAAGACCAUAUAAACGGAAGCAAUACGAUGACGGCUAUUGUUAAGAAGUAUUUAGAAUAUCAACAAACUAUUCUCAGCGAGAAUAUUGAUCAGGGAUUCGCCGAUAUAUAUCUAAAAAAAUUGAACGAUGAUAAAAAAUCAGAUACUUUUACGAAAGAACAAAUGAUCAUUUUGCUAAUUGAUAUGAUGUUCCCCGCUUUUUCUGCGUUACCAGGAGUUAUUACUCAUGCUAUCAAAUAUUUGAUGCAUAAUCCUAGAGUUAUGAAGAAAGUACAAAACGAAAUAGAUAACGUUGUUGGAACUGGACGAUUGAUCACGUGGGAUGAUAGAAAAGAUUUGCCAUACUUGGAGGCAAUAAUACGAGAAACGAUGAGAAUUGAAACAAUCACGCCUCUCAGCGUAAUUCAUAGAACUGUGAAAAACACUACAUUAAGUGGUUACAAGAUACCAAUAAACACACCAAUUUUCACUAAUUUAGCGGCGAUGCAUCAUGAUCCGGAUGUAUGGGGUGAUCCUGAAAAUUUCAGACCGGAAAGAUUUCUGAAAGAGGAUGGGCAAUUAAUCAAAGAUAUUACGCUUCCUUUCGGUUUCGGUCAUCGAUUAUGUGCAGGAGAAACUUAUGCAAGAUACAAUUUUUUUGGUACACUAGCUCUGUUACUACAGAACUUUAACUUCUUUUUCGUUGAAGGUGAACCAUCAAGCCUCGAGGAUAAGGUACCAGGUCUUACCGUCAUUCCUAAAGAAUUGUGGAUACGCUUAGAAUUACGUUGAUAUUUUGUAAUAUUAUGAUAAUAUGAUAAUGAAAUCAGUAAGAAUAUUUCCUAUCUUAACAAUCGAUUACAAUUAUUAACAAUAAAUAAUUAUAUUAUAAUUUAACAUACUAAUUUGUAAUAUCAGACAUAAUAUUUACGUUAUGAGUCAUCGCUUUUAAUUAAAUAAGGAAUAAUUUAGUUCGAUAAAUAUGUUGAUAAAAUAU
Messenger RNA from Pogonomyrmex barbatus (red harvester ant), 1714 nucleotides. It is a transcript of the gene Cyp304a1, whose product is annotated as Probable cytochrome P450 304a1. The record is from RefSeq and is a predicted model, not a curated record. Gene Ontology annotation, biological process: xenobiotic metabolic process. Gene Ontology annotation, cellular component: cytoplasm; intracellular membrane-bounded organelle. Lineage: Eukaryota; Metazoa; Arthropoda; Insecta; Hymenoptera; Formicidae. Gene Ontology annotation, molecular function: heme binding; iron ion binding; oxidoreductase activity, acting on paired donors, with incorporation or reduction of molecular oxygen, reduced flavin or flavoprotein as one donor, and incorporation of one atom of oxygen.